AUGUUUCGUCUCCCCAAAUCAGCCAAACUCCGUCUGGUUGGAAUCUAUACCCUGGGAGCAUUAUUCGCCAUCGGAUUCUGGUCAUUAGUUGAUUCCGCCAUCUUUUCAAAACAACCAGUGAAUGCCCUGACUGUACAUGUGACUUUCAUCGAUUGGAUUCCAUUUUUAUGUUCGACCCUGGGGAUGAUGAUUGUGAAUUCGAUCGAGAAGGCGAAUUUAUUCGAUAAUGGGGCGAAUGGGAAUGGAUUUAUGAGUACUAAUGGAGGAGGACAUGCUUGGGCGGCGAGGGUGAUUUUAUUUUUGGGUUUUCUGUUGUUGGCUGGUGGAUUGGCUGGAAGUUUUAUGGUAUUUAUAUUGAAGUAUUUAAUGAAGGGAUAUGGAUUCCCAACACUUGGAAUGGGGGUGAGUAAUGUUGUUUGUAAUGGAUGUAUUAUGUUGAGUUGUAUUAUAUUAUGGUUAGCUCAGAAUAUUGAAGAUGAAUAUAGUUAUAGUUUAGCUUUGUAG
Messenger RNA from Hemisphaericaspora subhashii, 504 nucleotides. RefSeq lists its product as uncharacterized. The record is from RefSeq and is a predicted model, not a curated record. Gene Ontology annotation, cellular component: Vps55/Vps68 complex; fungal-type vacuole membrane. NCBI's taxonomy places the organism in Eukaryota, Fungi, Ascomycota, Pichiomycetes, Serinales, Debaryomycetaceae. Gene Ontology annotation, biological process: protein targeting to vacuole; late endosome to vacuole transport via multivesicular body sorting pathway. Bases 1 to 504 code for a protein of 167 amino acids. The transcript has a single exon.